UAAAUUUACCGCGGAGUUUGGCCACAGCGCCUACAAGUAACCAAAUUAGCAGCGAAAUCGACAACCCUAGCUUUACAAUCUGCCGCGCCCAAGCUCCCGCCACAGGCUCGACAGACAUCAAGCAUUCAAGCCUGGCCGUCGGCGAAUUACUACAAUGGCGACUGCUCAGGGCAGCCAGAACAAUGGGGAUAUGUUGAUGCUGGAGGCCGCUCCAGAUGCUUCUCGUCCCUGGUCAAGCGCUUCCAAUGCAGAAAUUAUCGACGCGUUGCCCUACAUCGACGAAGACUACGGAAAUCCUUCCAUCAAGGCAGAAGUAGAUCGCCUGGUGGAGGAAGAAAUGCGAAGGAGCUCCAAGAAACCCGCGGACUUCCUGAAGGACUUGCCUCCCUUACCUCGCUUCAGUUUCGAGAACUAUCCGAUGCUUGCCAAAGAAUAUGAACGCGUGAGAGCAGGGAAGCCUCCAGUUGCUAUUGAUUUUUCGCGAUAUGCCCAUUUGGAUCAGCCUUCUGCAAAUAAGGUGAAUGAUGAAACUGCCUGGAAGCAAUCACUUCAGAGAGCACAACGCUUGCUUCAGCAUCAAGUUCUUAGGGUGGAGAAUUUGGACUUGAUGUCAAAAUAUGGUCCUGAUAUAUGGGUACAGAACAACCGACAACUAGAAGGAAUUUUAUCCAGGAUGCAGAAACUGGCUCAGGAACACAAUGAAAAGAUUGAAGCAGUAAACCGUGAGAGGAAGUACCAUCAGCAAACAACUGCAUACGAGCUGAAUGCCCUGUCAACACAGUGGAAAGAGCUUGCCUUGAAAAAUAUCGAAAUUCAAGCAGCAUGUGCUAAUGUCCAGAGGCAGAUAGAUGAUCUGAAGGUUGAAGCCUCCGAGAGGUAUGCCAAUAUUGAUCAUUUAUUCUCAGUGGAGCAAAUUAAUGCUUACCAGAUCACGAGCUAAUUUUAUUUCUCAUUAUAUUUUGCACUGAGUAAUUAUCAGGUAGCUUUUUCGCUUUUUUACAGCUGAUGUCUUUCUAAUUACGCAUGCCAUACCAGUAAUGAAAGACGAUUUAAUCAAAAGUUUGUUGGUCGAGCUGCUCGAUACAUGAUUCAUUGAUCAUGAAAUCAUUAUCAGAUGUGUAGCGUGAUGCCCAGCAUAUCUUUGCUCGUUUAGCUGCAAACCGAUCGCAGUUUACAUCGAUGCGUUCCUAGACCGUUUACAACGCGCUUCCGGCCUUGUUUAACGUAUGUGGAUUUUGGUGCAGGAUGAUAAGUAGGAAUGGAGAAGUUGAUCUCUACUCUCUUGUUAGAAGCGGGCAUGGUACACUAUCAGGAACUUGCUGCAUGCUGUUCAGUCAGCCUGUGGUGAUUUCACUCAUCUGUGUCGAUAGCCUCGCAGCGACGCGGCUCAAUGUGAUAUGAGAGGUCGUGGUUUGAAAGUACUGUAAACAUAUAUAGUACGUUGAGCUUGUGGCCAUUUAUCCAGAGCUACUAAGAACCAUAUCAAGUCGUUAUGUAUUUAGAAUGACAGUGGAAGUCUACCCUACCAAUUGCUGAUAUAUAUAUAAACAUAAACACAGUAUGUGUUGCAACUUGCAAGUACACGAUGCAAUUACAAGUGCCCGACAACGUCCUUUCCAAGACAGUUGUUGCGGCUGAGCGAGAAGUUGGAAUUAGGUAAUUAAUUCUUUCAUAACGUGAAUAUCACUUAUAGUGUAGUAAAAUUAAUUUAUGACAAUCAAUUAAUAAUAAGUUUUGGUAAAUUG
This is a messenger RNA of Linum tenue, 1745 nucleotides long. The record is from the annotation of a GenBank genome assembly. NCBI's taxonomy places the organism in Eukaryota, Viridiplantae, Streptophyta, Magnoliopsida, Malpighiales, Linaceae.